Molecule: messenger RNA, 411 nt
Organism: Varanus komodoensis (Komodo dragon)
Lineage: Eukaryota; Metazoa; Chordata; Lepidosauria; Squamata; Varanidae
Product: cytochrome c oxidase subunit 7C, mitochondrial
Exons: 3
Coding region: 101-292 (63 amino acids)
Biological process (GO): mitochondrial electron transport, cytochrome c to oxygen
Source: RefSeq, a predicted model, not a curated record
CCCAGAAUGCCUCUGGGUCGUGCGCUUCGGGUCUGUAGCGAAGGUCGUGCGGGAGACGCGGCCUGAUUUUCCUGCUGCUGAGUUGCGUCUUCGCGGCACCAUGCUGGGUGUCAGUAUUCGCCGCUUCGCUACCUCAGCCCUUCGUCGCGCUCACUACGAGGAAGGGCCCGGGAAGAACAUCCCUUUUUCUGUGGAAAAUAAAUGGCGAUUGUUGAUAUUGAUGUCAGUCUUCUGUGGAAGUGGGUUUGUUGCUCCCUUUAUUAUAGUAAGGCACCAAUUGCUCAAGCAAUAAAUACAGGAUAAUCAGAUGAAGGUGGACAUUAUUAUGCAGUACUUCCUUGCUUGUGGAAGAAAAGAUGCAACUAAAACUAACUUUAUGUGUUCAUAAAUAAAAUCUAUAUAUAAAAAGAA